AGUUCGAGGCUGAGGCGCCGGCGCCGCGGCUGGGAGCGCGGGUCUCCAGGCGCAGCGUGGUUGCUAGGGCACCCAGAGGCCUCCCGCUCGCCCCGCAGGCCGGAGAAGGCAGCAGCGCCGAGCCGGCGCCGAGCGGGCGCCGAGCCGGGCCGACGCCGGGUCCGCUAGGCUGACAGGCUUCUAGGAUGCUGAGGCUACUACUGAAGGUGCGUGGCCCCUUACCUGAGCCAGGCCAUGAAGCCAUGUGGCCAUGAUGUGGACCCCUCAUGGCCUCAGCGGGAACGGAGCAUUACAGUAUUGGCCUCCGGCGGGGAAACAGCUUCAAGCAGAGUGGUCUCUCAGGCACUGUGCCUGCCCCAUCACCUGAGAAACCCUCUGAGGGCAAAGUCUGGUCUCAGGCCCAUCAGCAGGUGAAGCCGAUUUGGAAGCUGGAGAAAAAGCACGUGGGGACACUUACAGCAGGAUUGGGCACAGGCCUCUUGGGUGUCCCACCUCAGCCAGCGUAUUUCUUUUGCCCCAGCACUUUAUGUAGCUCUGGGACCACAGCAGUCAUUGCAGGCCAUAGCAACUCCUGUUACCUGCACUCUCUCCCGGACUUGAUCAGCAAUCCCCUGCUGUACCGCCGCUCCAACUACAGACACAAACCAUACCAGCAGCUGGAGUCUUUUUGCUUGCGUUCAAGCCCAUCAGACAAAAGACCUUUUUCUCUCCCUCAACAGAGUCUCCCUGUCAGUCUCACUGCCAAUAAGGCCACCUCUCCCAUGGUUUCCCCCAUUACCCAGCCCAUGGCAUCCUUACCCACAGAUCCAUACCUCUCGCUGGGAGCAGCUGGGGAAAACCCUUCAGGGAAGAGCCUGGCCUCUGCCAUCUCAGGGAAGAUCCCAUCUCCACUCUCUUCUUCCUACAAACCCAUGCUAAAUAACAACUCCUUCAUGAGGCCAAAUAGCACUAAAGUGCCUUUAUCGCAGGCCACUGAGGGCCUGAAGCCAGUAUCCUCACCCAAAAUCCAACUUGUCUCUUGGCGUCAUUCAGGAGGCACUGGAGACUGUAUACUCCAGCCUGUUGAACACAAGGUUUCCCAAAAUAGUGGCACUGCACUAAGUGAUGCCCCUGUCCACAACAGCCCAACUACCCCUAACUCCUUCAACACUUCCACCACCAGUGUUGCCUCUCCCCGGUACAAUCAGAGUAACUUAGGCAUGAGGGCAGAGCCGUUUCCCUAUAGCCUCGAUGGCAGCUCUGCAUCCCAGGCUCUGACUAAGGAAGUUCGAUUCACUGAGGCCGUAAGGAAGUUGACUGCAAGAAGUUUUGAGAAGCCAAGACAAAGCUACCAGUUUGAACAGUCUUUCAUGAAUCCCAGCUUGCAAUGGACACCCCUCAACAAGAACACACAAUGGAAACCUGUAAUAGGCCAACAGUUUUCUCAGGAGGAUGCUGGAGCAGACAGUAGGAUCUUCUCUGAGGCCUCAGACACCUUGGAAUUGGACAGUACAGUCUUUUGUACUAAGCGUAUCAGCAUUCACCUCCUUGCCUCACACACCAGUGGGCUCAGUCACAGCCCUACUUGUGGAUCUCUGCCAGAGGUCAGCUCUCCGCCACUUGAAGAAGACAAAAAUCUAGUUCUGCCUUCUCCUGCUCAGCCCCUUGCUGUAGCUGACAUGACUACCUGCCUCUCUUCCAUCCAUCUGAGCCAACUUGGGAAGGAGGGGCCUGAGGUAUCCAGACAGCUGGACUUGCCUACUCAGGAUAUUGGUUCAGCUACUGACCUCCAGCUAGACCAGGUGGAGGCUGAAGAUUUAGAAGAAGAGCUUGUUGAUGGUUUGGAAGACAGCUGUAGCCAUGAUGAGAAUGAAGAGGAGGAAGAAGGAGACUCAGAGUACUCCUCCUUCAGUGGUGUCUCCCCCAGCGAGUCGGUGGCAGUGAUCUCUCGGAACUGCACGGAGAUUCUGACCAAAUCCCUUUCCACUGAGAAAGUUGUCCGACCAGCUCUUAUCUACAGUCUCUUUCCCAAUGUGCCCCCUACCAUCUAUUUUGGCACUCGGGAUGAGAGAGUGGAGAAACUUCCCUGGGAGCAGAGAAAGCUGCUUCGGUGGAAGAUGAGCACAGUGACCCCCAACAUUGUUAAGCAGACCAUUGGACGGUCCCACUUCAAAGUCAGCAAGCGAAAUGAUGACUGGCUGGGCUGCUGGGGCCACCACAUGAAAUCUCCUAGUUUCCGAUCCAUCCGGGAGCAUCAGAAGCUGAAUCACUUCCCAGGUUCAUUCCAGAUUGGGCGAAAGGACAGACUGUGGCGGAACCUGUCCCGUAUGCAGAGCCGCUUUGGCAGGAAGGAGUUCAGUUUCUUCCCCCAAUCCUUUAUCCUGCCCCAGGACGCCAAGCUUCUGCGGAAAGCCUGGGAGAGCAGCAGCCGCCAAAAGUGGAUUGUUAAACCACCAGCUUCCGCUCGAGGCAUUGGCAUCCAGGUCAUUCACAAGUGGAGUCAGCUCCCCAAGCGAAGGCCUCUUUUGGUGCAGAGGUACCUACACAAACCCUACCUCAUCAGUGGCAGUAAGUUUGAUCUGCGCAUCUACGUUUACGUCACCUCCUACGACCCCCUGCGGAUUUACCUCUUUUCAGACGGACUUGUCCGCUUUGCCAGUUGCAAGUAUUCCCCUUCCAUGAAAAGUCUUAGCAACAAGUUCAUGCACCUGACCAACUACAGUGUCAAUAAAAAGAAUACGGACUACCAGGCCAAUGAAGAUGAAACCGCCUGCCAGGGCCACAAAUGGGCAUUGAAGGCUUUAUGGAACUACCUGAGCCAGAAGGGAGUCAAUAGUGAUGUCAUCUGGGAGAAGAUAAAGGAUGUUGUUGUCAAAACCAUCAUUUCGUCCGAGCCCUACGUGAUCAGCCUGCUGAAGAUGUAUGUGCGGCGACCCUACAACUGCCACGAGCUCUUCGGUUUUGACAUCAUGCUGGACGAGAACCUUAAGCCGUGGGUCCUGGAAGUAAACAUUUCCCCAAGUCUCCACUCUAACUCUCCAUUGGACAUCAGCAUCAAAGGCCAGAUGAUCCGUGACCUCCUGAACCUGGCAGGUUUUGUCCUGCCCAGCGCAGAUGAUAUUGCUUCCAGCUCAAGCAGCUCCAGCAGCUCCACCACCAGCCUGCCCAGUUCCCCCAGGGACAAAAAUCGAAUGGCCCCAGAGCACUUCACUGCACAGAGGAUGAAGAAAGCCUAUUAUCUGACCCCCAAGAUUCCUGACCAGGACUUCUAUGCGUCUGUGCUGGAUGUCCUGACACCAGAUGACGUUCGGAUUCUUGUUGAGAUGGAGGAUGAGUUUUCUCGCCGUGGUCAAUUUGAACGAAUUUUUCCUUCUCGAAUCUCCUCUCGUUAUCUUCGCUUUUUUGAGCAGCCACGAUAUUUCAACAUUCUCACUACUCAGUGGGAACAGAAGUACCAUGGCAACAAGCUCAAAGGAGUAGAUCUGCUUCGGAGUUGGUGCUACAAAGGGUUCCACACAGGAGCCGUCUCUGAUUCUGCUCCAGUAUGGUCUCUCCCGCCAUCACUUCUCAAUACCCCAAAGGGCGAAGUGCUGUUGAAUGCUUUCUCUAAAUCAGAGACUGGCAAGCUGGGAAAACAUAGCUCCUCCGAGGGAAGUGUACCACUCUCUGAAGAUGGGAACUCUUCCAAGCCCAAGAAGACCCAAGCUGGCUUGUCCCCUCUCCCCAAGAAACUCAGUUCCUCCAUCGAUGGUGAAGACACCAGCAAGGAGCCCAGCCACUCUGCCCACGUGUUACCGGUGAUCAAGUACUCUGGGCGGACUUCAAGACUUUCUGCUUCCCCAACCUCCCAGUCUAACAGUGACUCCCUCCUGGCUGCUAUGAGCCCAUGACUGGCCUCUGUCCACUAGCCCCUGUCCAGGAGCACCAGCAUUAGCUACCUCACACGACCUGGCCAUCUGGCCAGCCAGCCAGCCUGAACCCCACCCCCUCCACCUUGCCCCUCCUCAGAAUAUUUUUUGAAGUAGCUGAAUUGCAAAAGAUGGGUAUUUGGAGGGGUGGUGUGGAUGAAGAGAAGGUGAGGGACGUUUGCCCACUGUCACCUUCUGCCUGGCUGGCGCUGCGUAUCUCAGCAGAGACGCCGAUGGUGGCCACUCAGCCUUAUAAAGCAGGGUUUGGUUUCUACCUUCAGAGAGCCACGUGUGGUUUGUUUGGGGCUUUGAUGCAGAGAUUGAGUUACAACUCGAGAGAAAACAUAUGGAUUUAGGCCUGAAGUCCUUUUGUUCUAUAAUUGAGGAAGUUCCUCUGAAGGUCCUCAUUUCCUCAUGUCUCACAUCCCCCACCCCACAACCUGACCUGAGGAGCCAUUUUGAGAGAUCUUUAAACUUACCCCACUAGCUAGGUAAGGCAAGACUGACAUGAUGACAUGUUUCCUGUUAUCUAGUCUUGGGGCUUUACCACCUCCAGACCACUGUUGAGCUUCGUAUUUUGACUUAAUAUUGCUACUUGUUCAACCUUCUAGACUUUAUUUUCAUGAAUGUUAAUUAAGCUCUUUAGUUCUCGAUUUUCUGUUACAUGAGAGGCCCUAUGAACUUCGUGAAUGACUCAUGAUCUUAAUGAAGGAGCCCAGAUAAUCCCAGUUGCUAUUGUCUGUGUUCAUCUAAAACAGGACACAUUGCAGGGGGAGGGUGGAAGGAGCUGAGGUUUCCCCCCACACACACAGGAAUUCUCAGGUUCUCCUUCACCACUUUCUCUGUGGUUAGCCAGAUCUGGCCCAUAGGUCGCUGGGGCAAGCCAGGCCUUGUGGCUUGGGGUUAGAUUUCAGGAGCAGUCACCACUUUAGGGUAGGCUUCUGAUGAGACUGCUGACUAAACUCUGGUACUCUUAACUGCAUCUACCUCCUUCUCUAAGGCUUGGUAAAUAGUGAGUGUUCAAUAAAUGUUGGCUGAGUGAACUGUACGGAUGGAGAUCUCAAAGGACAAGCAUCUGAGCCAGAAGCUCCAUUUCCUCUCACUCCUGGGGCAAAGUGGAGCUCAGGGAGAGCACGAGGUGGGCAGGUGUGAAUCAGGUGGCUUUUGCUUCAGAUGUGCCCUUUGCUAACCCGGCACUUCCCAGUUGCCACUUUCCCCUCUCUAGCCUCUUCAGUCCCUUCACUUCAUUUUUCUAGCAUUAGGGCCCAAGGAGAACCCAAGUAACCCAGUCUCUGAUUCCCACUUUUCCCCUUGCACAUCAUGCAGGAAGCUCUGCUCAGUUUCACUCUGCUCUCUGCCUUCUUCAACUUAAACCAGCUGUGGUUCCUUGCCAUUUGAGAACCCAGUCAAUCAAUUUCCAUUUCUACAGCAUAUAGUGGGAAUGGGGGUGUGGGAGGUUGGGGUGGACCCAAGAAAUGGAGAUAGAAGUAUCAUGUCCUACGCAGUUUAAAAUGCUUGCUUUUCAUUGUCAUCACCGUUGAGUAGCUGACAGAUCCAGAUGUUUUGCUGGAUGGGAGAAGGAAUGGGGCUCAUGUGUGGAAUUGAAAUUUGGGAGUACAGUAGAGUAAGUCUUUGCAGAACAUGUCAUUUGUUUUCCUAAGUUACAAACUUACCCUUUAUCUAUUUAGAACAGGAGUGAGAGUCUCCUGAUUGAGGAAAUACAGGGUGUUAUUGGAAGAGUAGAGCAGACUUCAGUGGCAAAGAGCGUGUGUCUUAUGACUCAGAUUUGCUCAGGGUUGCUCAGCAAUGAUUGAGAAGGAAGUAACUUCGAGUGGAGGGAUGAUACCGUUAGGAAAAGGGCCUGGGCUGGAGGCCAGCCUGGCUUUCAGCUCUCUCUGCUGUGUCCUUGCGACUGAAAACUCACUUUGCUGGUGUCUUUUAACAACUUAAUGUGAAUAUAAUAGAUACAUUGCAGGGUUGUGAAAAUUAAAACAUGAUAAAAAGCAUUUAGGUUAUGCCUUUCUCUGUAAUCUAAGCCCUGCUUCCGGGGUAGGGAAAGACAGGUAAGAAAUGUUAAGCCCAUUCUAGAAGGGAAGUGAAAUAGCUGUCAAGAUGUUUUAGAGGUGAAGAAAUAAGAACACCCCCAGCUUCUCUCUCACACACAAACGUAC
Messenger RNA from Condylura cristata (star-nosed mole), 6058 nucleotides. RefSeq names its product tubulin tyrosine ligase-like family member 4 (gene TTLL4). NCBI's taxonomy places the organism in Eukaryota, Metazoa, Chordata, Mammalia, Eulipotyphla, Talpidae. Gene Ontology annotation, molecular function: tubulin binding; tubulin-glutamic acid ligase activity. Gene Ontology annotation, biological process: microtubule cytoskeleton organization; protein polyglutamylation. The transcript has 19 exons. Bases 267 to 3869 code for a protein of 1200 amino acids. The record is from RefSeq and is a predicted model, not a curated record. Gene Ontology annotation, cellular component: cilium.